This is a messenger RNA of Erigeron canadensis, 1752 nucleotides long. RefSeq lists its product as uncharacterized. Gene Ontology annotation, cellular component: nucleus. Gene Ontology annotation, molecular function: 8-oxo-7,8-dihydroguanine DNA N-glycosylase activity. NCBI's taxonomy places the organism in Eukaryota, Viridiplantae, Streptophyta, Magnoliopsida, Asterales, Asteraceae. The transcript is spliced from 5 exons. Gene Ontology annotation, biological process: DNA repair; base-excision repair, AP site formation. The record is from RefSeq and is a predicted model, not a curated record. Bases 130 to 1455 code for a protein of 441 amino acids.
GGUAGAUGUUGGGCUUGGGAGGGAGUGCGUUCUUUGUUCCUUGUCGGCUUGUCUUUGUUUUUCUACAUCUGCUACUUGGGUCGGAAGCUGAAGAAGCAAUAUCAAAAAGCAAUCAAAGUAUUCUGGAAGAUGGAAAUAAGUAGUAGCAGCAGCAAACAACGAAGUGUGGAGUAUAAGUUGCCAUUAGGAGAAGCUGCUGCCACUUUUCAACUAGCAAAGGCGGUAUGCAGCCACGGUUUUUUCAUGACGGCCCCAAAUCAGUGGGACCCUAUUUCUCAGACCUUCCGACGUCCUUUACGUCUUGAUGAAAACGACGACGUUUCAUCAUCAUCUGUCAUUGUUGAAGUAUCUCAACCGCCUCAAUCAUCUUAUUUGAUUCUCCGUGUAUUCGAUACAGACUCCUUAUCCCCUGCACAUCAGCAGCAAUUAAUGGAUCAAGUGAGGAGAAUGUUGCGUUUAUCUGAGAUGGAGGAGAGAAAUGUGAGGGAGUUCCAUCAAAUAUAUGCUGAAGCUAAAGCAUCGUGUUUUGGAAGAAUGUUUAGGUCUCCGACGUUGUUUGAAGAUAUGGUUAAGUGCAUUCUCGUCUGCAAUUGCCAGUGGUCCAGGACUUUGAGCAUGGCUCAAGCCCUUUGUGAGCUACAGCUGGAGCUGCAGUGCUCUACAUCCAUGGAAACUGAUAAACGCACAAGUACUUCCAGUAAAAUUGCUCCUGAAACUCCUGUAGGGAAAGAAAAAAUCAAACGUAAGAUCAAAUCACAAGAAAACUCAAGAAAUGUUGCAAAGAGGUGCGCAGAGGUUAAAUCAGCUAUGGAAGCAGAAGCAACUCUAAGGGUGAAUUGUGUAAAGACUCCUAUUAGCACACACAAUGCAGAUAUUCAUGAUUUUGUUAGUGAGCCUAGUGAAAAGAGAGACUUGCCCUUUGACAACGGCAUUGGAAAUUUUCCUAUUCCAAGCGAACUAGCAACCCUUGAUGUAGAUUUCCUGGCAAAGCGUUGCAAUCUUGGUUAUCGAGCAAUUCGGAUAUUACGUCUUGCUCAAGGUGUUGUUGAAGGUAGAAUUAAUCUUAGGAAAAUCGAAGAAGAUUGUGCUGAAACAUCUAUAUCCAAUUACAUGAAGCUAAAUGAGCAGCUUGGAGAAAUUUAUGGUUUUGGUCCUUUUACACGUGCCAAUGUGCUCAUGUGCCUGGGGUUUUACCAUGUAGUUCCAUCAGAUUCUGAAACAUUAAGGCAUUUAAAUCAGGUUCAUGGAAAGAAGUCGACGAUUAAAAACAUUGAAGCAGAGAUUGAAAGGAUCUACGGGAAGUAUGCGCCCUUUCAGUUCUUGGUUUACUGGUCAGAAAUAUGGUCCUUUUAUGAAGAAAGGUUUGGGAAGCCAAGUGAACUGCCUAGCUCUCACUAUAAACUUAUAACAGCCGCCAAUAUGAGAGGCAAGGAUGGCGCUACAAAGAAGAAGUAAAACUGUUAAAAUUAAAUUACUUCUUGUAACACUGAAAUUAUACUCCAAUCCUCUUCAUUAAAAAAGUGAGUAGUUACUGUUUGGGAAGGUGGUAAACUUGAUUAUGAACCCAUAGCUAUGAACCAUCAACAUGAUGGUAUGGUGUGUGGCUGUGUGCCAUUACUUAAUGCAUCACCAAGCUGAGCCGCAAUAGCAGGCUUUAAAGGUUUUUCAAAGACAUAUUCAGGGCCGUGUAUCACAUGGGUAUCUGUAAAUCUAUGUUGCUAUUAUUAAUACUGUUUGCUGUCAUUAUGGUAA